Penicillium daleae is the source of this 570-nucleotide messenger RNA. RefSeq lists its product as uncharacterized. Lineage: Eukaryota; Fungi; Ascomycota; Eurotiomycetes; Eurotiales; Aspergillaceae. Bases 1 to 570 code for a protein of 189 amino acids. The transcript has a single exon. The record is from RefSeq and is a predicted model, not a curated record.
AUGGGUCGAUGGGGUUACCGUGCGUCUUCCAACUCCCCUCCUUCUGACAUCUCAAACGUCGCUGACUCCGCUAACCUCACUUCACCAGGCCUCUUCGAAGACGACAUGGACCUCGAUAUUGCCUGUACUAUUAUGAAAAGUCUCGGUGUCAACACCGAGAAGUGGGACCAUGCACCCAUACAGACAGUCAACCAAACCGACAUGCUGGCCCCUCAGGGUUCUCGAGAACACUACAAGACCAAGGACUAUUCCAAGCAGCUGCAAGAUGAGAUUGUGCCCUCUGUGCGCGCCAAGUUUGACGCUAACAACCUUGGUGAAUGUCUCAUGACCAAGAGUCUCGCUAAGGAAGGCAAGGUUGAUGUGGUUACUGUCACCACUGGCGAAUACAAGACGAUCAUCCUUGGGGCUCUCAUGAUGCGGGUCGGGGCUAAGAUCAACGAGGAGGAUCUUCAGCAUCUCCGGGACUUAGUUCCCAAAGUUGUCUGUAUUCCGGGAACCACUUGGGCUCUAGGGGAUGUGGGCUUUCGUAGUCCAGGCAAAGCUCAGUUCCUUGCUGCCCUCGACGCUUAA